Messenger RNA from Plasmodium inui San Antonio 1, 1164 nucleotides. RefSeq lists its product as hypothetical. NCBI's taxonomy places the organism in Eukaryota, Apicomplexa, Aconoidasida, Haemosporida, Plasmodiidae. The transcript has a single exon. The record is from RefSeq and is a predicted model, not a curated record. The coding region runs from base 1 to 1164 and encodes 387 amino acids.
AUGUGGCGAGAAGCGUGCGAGGACGACGCGGAGGAGUUCGAAAAGCUGUGCGCGUUGGAGGAGCGAGUGGAGAAGGAGCUGUGUGUCCUGGAAAAGCUCAUUGAAACGACAAAGGGAAACAUAGAACAGCUGAAUGAUUAUAUAGACAGAAAAUACAAAGAAAUAAAGACGCUGGCAAGUAAGAAGCCAACAAGGAUCAAUUGGGAAAAGGCACAAGGGAGAACACACAUGUCGAUGUUUUACCAAAAAGAACAUGGAUUUCCUCCAUCCAAUGAAGACGCAUUGAAGAUUACUGAAUUUCAAAUGAAUGUAGCGAAUUAUCGGAAGAAGUAUGAAUAUAAAAAAAGCGAAUGGACCAAAAGAGAAAUUGGGCUUCUUUUCGAGGUAGUGGAGAAAACGUGCAAAAGGCAUGCAACAAGAUAUUUAAUCGAUCCAAACUUAGCCUACGAUGUGAAAGUGGAGAAGAGAAGAGAGAUCGAAGAUAGUAAGGAUGUCAAAAAUUUACUCUCCAAAAUUAAAUUCCAUUUUGAUGCAUUUCAGAGGUUAUCCACAGCAGGGGGGGGGAGGGUUACUGAUUGCCCCUCGGGUGCACCUCCAGAUGGAAUAACCAGCUUCGCCGAUUUUUCAACUCAUUUUUGGAACGAAGUCGCGGCAAAUUUAACCAAGACGCAGACAGGAAGGGAGUGUCAGAAGACGUGGCUCUACCACUGCUGCUUUGAAGAUCCAAAACAGAAGAAAUGGCACCAGGAAGAGAAGGAAAAUCUGUUAAGUUUGUCCAAACAGUAUCAAAACAGAGAGUGGACUAGCAUAGCAAGAGCAUUAAACACAAAUCGAAGUCCCCUCUCCUGUUUUAUGGAAUUUAUAAGGCUGACAAAAAUGUAUGGACAGUGUGAAGAAAGAGUCAAACUGGAAAGAAUAGGAUUUAACAUUCUGGAGGACAUCCAAUUGCAGAUAUUGGUGUCUAUCCUUGGUGAUAAAAAUUGGAAUGAAGUGAAGCUGCACAUGGAGAAUCUGAACUCAAAUAUGAAGCGCGUUCAAAUGAGAAGGGGCUUCAACCCUUGUGGGGGGGAGAAAGAAAAACGGGUCAAGAAACAGCUCAGUGACGAAAUAUCCUACAAGAGGCGGUAUCUGCGCUUGGUUCGCGGGCGACGCGACCUGCACUGA